AUUCAGCCCGCUAAGUGCAUUUUUAAACAAAUCCGUUGACCCAAGAAGGAUGAAUAACAUUUGGAAAGCAGCGGUUGUCCUGAGUGCCUUCAUCGCAGCAGCACAAUGCCUGACCUGUCGUCGGUGCCCUGUUGGUAUAUUUGGGACGUGUCUGUUCGGAAGCGACAUCCAAUGCAACAAUUCUACUGAGAGCUGCUUCCGUGGAGAAGCACAGUUCAAUGCGACAGGGUCGUUGACCCUGCACAUCCGCGGCUGCCUGGACUCAGACCUGUGUGAGAAGACGCUGACUGGCAACAUACUGAGUGCUGGUUACACCAGCAGUUUCCAGUGCUGUACAACAAGUCUGUGUAACGGUGCCACGUCUGUGCAGCUCUCUCUGACUGCGGCUCUCUCUGCUGCCAUACUGGCCUCUCUGUGGGGCUUAUGGGAGUUGUAGUUUGUAGCCCCGUUCUC
Molecule: messenger RNA, 453 nt
Organism: Cottoperca gobio
Lineage: Eukaryota; Metazoa; Chordata; Actinopteri; Perciformes; Bovichtidae
Product: sperm acrosome membrane-associated protein 4-like
Exons: 3
Coding region: 50-436 (128 amino acids)
Biological process (GO): sperm-egg recognition
Cellular component (GO): membrane
Source: RefSeq, a predicted model, not a curated record